Molecule: messenger RNA, 5949 nt
Organism: Cladocopium goreaui
Lineage: Eukaryota; Dinophyceae; Suessiales; Symbiodiniaceae
Source: the annotation of a GenBank genome assembly
AUGACAUUUUCCAGAUUGGUGCAAGCAGCUAGCGAUGCAGCUCAGGCAGCCAGUGAUGCAGCCCAAGCUCUACGAGAUCAACAGCAGUCCAGGAUCGAAGUCACCCAUGCUGACCAGCCCAUUGUGAACGUUUCAGGUGAAUCUGCUGAGACUCAGGAUCGUUGCAGUCAACUGUAUAGCCUUCUCACUGGAUUGUUGCGUGGGAAGCCACUUAGAAUGCUGAGGCAAGUUGAAGGCAGAAAUGGAUUUGAAGUUUGGCGUCAACUGGUACAGUUAUUUCAGCCAAAGACCAAGUCUCGAGCCAUUUCUACACUUAGCGCUUUGAUGAACAUCCCUGGAUUCACUCAGAAAGACCGCACUCUGCUUGACCAAAUUCUUGGAUUGGAAAGACUGCGCACUGAGUAUGUCAGAGCAAGUGGGUCAGACAUUGCCGACGACAUCAUGCUUUCUGUUUUGGUGCGUGCUUUGCCAAAGGCCAUUCAGCAGCACAUUCAGUUGCAGAUGAACGAGAACUCCACGUAUGCUCAAGUGCCUUCCGUGCGUUUGGUGACCUGCCCUGAGCCCUUGGUUGAAGAGCUUCCUUCAGAUGCUUCUGAGAUCGAGCUUCAUGAUCUGACAGUGAUUGAUAGCUAUGGUGGUUUCUGCAACAUGGACUUUGACGAUGCCGAGGAUGACAAUGGCGCGGACGCAGCCGCCAUGCCAGUUGAUGGUACAGCAUCCUCCACUGCAUAUCCUUGGCGGGUGCCGGUGAUCAUGGAUACCACCGAUGUGAAGAGCACUGGUGGGACUAAAUCCUUCAUUUCUGUUUGGACUGCUGCAUGUGAUACGCAGCGGCCAGUGGACGCAGGUGAUGAUGGGUUUUGGAACGGUCGUGAACUCACCUCAGACCCAGUCGAAUCAUUUGCCUCAGUGAAGCCACUUGCCGGUGAUUCCGUCGAGCGAUUUUAUGAUUCACGUGGAAGAGGAGCUCUGCACACAGCACCGGUUGAAGCCCCUGCACAUUUGGACAUCAAUUUUGACUCAUUUUUGUUUGACAGUGCUCCCGCUUACAUUAAUGCUGGAAUAGCUGACGAUGGUUUCAUCACCUCAAGCCUUGCAUGUUCAGCGGCUGGAGACACGGUCAUGGACACCAUGUCAGACGACAGAUGCAGGAGCCACAGUGCUACGCAGAGGGGUUUUGCACUAAUUUUGGACUUGCAGAAGCCACAAUUCAUUUGGGAACAGAACAAUUUCCUCGGUGCGGUCUUUGAAAAGGGCAAUGUUGUUGCUGACUUCUUCCCACACGUAGCUUUGAAAAGGCCUGCAGGUAAGGGCAAUGUUGUUGAUGACCCCUUCCCGCAUGUUUCUUUGAAAAGACCUGCAUCUUGGCCAGUCGAUUUGACAAGCGACGAGAUGGAGGAGGUGCCCAUUCAGAAGGCUCUUAGGAGGGGCCAGUUCAAAGCGCUGUAUUCGAGAACCAUCAAACGUGGCGCUGUUGUGCAUGAAGAAACACAGAGAGCCAACUUCAUGGCUGGUUGGACUUCAGUUGUUCGUUUGAACCUUUUUGCAUUUGCAGCAUCCGACGAAGCUCGCUGUGAGAGUCUGGAAACGGAGCUGCGUGCAGCAGUGUACACCACGGUGGUGGAGCACCUAUCUAGGAAAGCCACCAGCACGGUGGGAAAGAGGUUGGGUGCCAUGAGAAGGUUUGCGGAGUUUUGCGCUGCCAGUGCCAUGUCACCGUUCCCGCUGGACGACAGUUGCAUGCAUGCCUGUCUUUUCAGUCUUUCAACAGAUGCUUGCGCACGAGGUUGCUCAGGGAAGCCUUUUUUGGAAGUUGUGCGAUUUACAAGUUCAAUGUUAGGCCUGCGCAUAUCUCAGAGCGUCGCAGGCCUAGCAGACUCAUUGGUCAAGCAAGCACCUGUGAUUGAACAAGCGGUUGCGUUGACAGUUGAGCAGAUCAAGAAGGUCGAACUGACUUGCUGCUAUUCUGAAUCAUUGCAAGACAGGGUACUCUUGGGAGGGAUUUUACUGAUGGUUUACGGCAGUGCAAGGACUUCAGACAUGGCACGUGCAAUCAAAAUGUUGGUUGACAGGGACGUCAGGCACCUGGACGAGCUUGACUCAAAUGAACCUGAGGGGUUCAUCGAACUGGCAGUGCUUGGAAACAAGGGUGCAAGGAGCGAUGUUCACAGGCGAAUGCUCCUCCCAGCGGUAGCCCCAAUGAUGAGCCUUAGUGGUGCAAAGUGGCGGGACACUUUCCUGGAAGCACGUAUGGCCCUUGGACUCGAAACUGAAGGCCGCCUAAGUUGGCCGUUGCUAUGCAGGUUCGAUUCAGAUGGCAAACCGCUGGAACAGAACCUCACCGCGUCGGAGAUUGGGGAGCUCCUGCGCCAAUGUCCGGAUGCCAGAACUGAAAGACGCAAUGUUGUGCGCAGCCAUUCAUGCAAGGUUACAAUGCUUUCAUGGUUGGCAAAAGAUGGCACGGAACUUCACGUCCGACGAUUGGUCGGGCACCACUUGGAUGUUGGGGCAAAGAGUGCAGAGACGUAUGCACGUGACAGUAUGGCCCCGGCGAUGCGUGCUGUGGCGCAGGUGGUGAAUGCAGUUAUCAAGGGCACUUUUGCCCCUGAUGUCACUCAAUCAGGGAGAUUUCUGAAGCAACAGCCGAUGAUCGUCGCUGCAACGAACAGCGGGGAGAACUCUGACGGCUCCUAUGAAUUUCCUUUCAGUGAUGGUGACCGAGUUGGCGGUGACACUGACGCAACCACCACAGAUAGCUCAUCCGAUGCAGGAUCAACCUCAAGCGAGACUGUGAAUGAUGCCACGACCUUGUGGGAGUUGCUGCGCCCUGUGCUUAGGCGCACUCUGGUGGAUGUUGGGACUCAUUUGGAGAAAUUCGUGCACUCGAUCUCAUACGUGGUCCGUUUGAAACAACCAUCAGAGAAGAAGUUCCUGUGUGGUCGAGUUUGCAACGACCGCUAUGAUAGCAGAGCAUCUGGAGCGUCAGAGGAGUGGCCAAAGUGCGCCACUUGUUUCGGCAGCAGGGAGGCAGAUGCACCUACAACAGGCUUGGAGUCGAUGAUGAGACAGCUGAGCUACGAAGCGAUUACGGUUGCAGUUGCAGCCAUCGGGUUUCCGGUUGAACCACAGCAGAAAGUACAGAUCAAGAGCUACAGUAGCAGCCAGUUGACGAGCGCAUUGCGGUGCUUGAAGACCAACAACUACAAGUCAGAACGAGCUCCCGAUGCUGCUGCCGAUCUCUACACAGAUUUGGGACAAAUGCAGAAUGCUUUCAUCAGGCGUGGCCUAGCAUGCGAGCAAGCUGGAUUGUUAAGCUAUGCUACACAUGAAAAAAGUCAGGAACGCUUUCAUGACUCACAUGACGAGGUCGUCUCAGUUGAUCAUGUGGCCCUCGAGGGAGUGCCGAUGUUGCGGAUUGACAUUUCGAAGGCCGACCAGCGCAAAGUGCUUGAGGCUUUGCAACAGCUGAUGAAUGCGCCUACCACGAUACAUUGUGCGGCACCUGGGCGGAGGUUGUUACGCUACUUUGGCCGCGUGGUGUGCCUCUCCCUAGGCAUGCUUGUGUUUUCGUUUUUACGACACGAAGCUGCCAAAGCUUGUUGGAUUGCUGGUUUUGCUCAGUCGCUAACAGCACAGAAGGUCAUCCACAAUGGCACUAUGAGAGAAGCGGCCAGUGACCUGCAUCCCUUCUUCAUCUGCGUCCCGACUCACUCGAAUCUCGGCGAUGAUCCAUCGAGAGGGCGAUUCAAUGAACUAGAGCGGCGCGGUGCCAAAAGAACCCGCUUGGACAACAGCCUGAUCACAAUGCUAUGCACAACGAAUGCGAGUCCCACAAUGGAAUUUCAAGAUGGGGCUUUGCCACUUCGACCGGCUGAUACAGCUGAACCUGCAGAGCAACCUGGCGUGGAUGUGAUACCAGCUGCAGAGGACGCAGCCGUGAAGAAAACCUGCCGUGGACUGGGUAUUCAGACCAUAACAGAGCGUGAGACGCUUCCCAAAGCCGUGGAAUAUGGAUGGAAUAGCAAAUGUGGAAGCUUGUCCUUGGAGUUUUGGUUAUGUGAACUUGAGACGCAAAUGGAGGUCUCAGCUGAGGCCAUGCAGGGACCACACUGCCUGGUUGUGGAGUACAUGGACGUGAAGGAUGGUGAUGUUGACACCUUGGAGUUGCACGAGUACGAGAUGGAGGACGAAAGUUGUGAAGGUGCAGCAACUGAUGUUGCAUCUGACAAUGUUCUCAAGCGUUUGGGUGUUCCUCAUAGCACUUUUGAGCCUGAACUGGAUCCAUCCACACUUCUUCAAUUGGAUCUUUUGGCAGAUGAACUCGAAAUCAGCCGCCUGAAGGCGAUGGGUGUGCUGAUCCCAGCUGAGGACUUCGAUGCGGCGGACCAAACACCAAAGAAACUCACUACCAGAAUGGUGGUUUGUGAAGAUGCUGGUGGAAAUGUUUCCCACUACAUACUUGGCAAGGUGUUGCCAGGACAGCGCAAUGGAUCUCAGAUGUGGCAUGAAAGUUUCAGCUCCUUCUUGCGUGAGGACCUGAAGAUUGUGGAGUGUGCCGCAUACCCGUGUUUGCUGAGAAGUGAGACCACAGAAGACCAUGGAAGGCCAGCAUGUUUACUUCUUCUACAUGUUGACGAUGUUCUUUGUUUGUGCAAGCGCUCCUACCUUGAGAGCGUGUUACUUCCAGCCCUGAAGGCGCGCUACAAGAUCUCUCACGAGAUGAUGGCUGUCGAGCGUGAUGAACUCACAUUUUUGAAGCGUCGUCACAUGCUGAUGAAUGAGUUUGAGCUUGCAAUCCAAAGCCACCCCAAGCAUCUUGAGAAACUCUUUGAACUACUGAAGAUUGGCCGAGGUUUGAAACCAAAGAAAACACUAGUGCACCCUAUGCUGGAUGAGGAUGACAAAACCGAGAUGUUGGACAACCAGCAGGCCAGCAUCUACCGCUCUUGCACUGGUAUUCUUCUUUAUGUAACCAGUGACCUUGUGGAAUGUCAAUAUGCUAUUCGAGGCCUUUCUCAGUCAAUGUCUAAGCCGACAAAGCAGUCCAUGGAAUGUUUGCGAUAUCUCUGCAUUUAUCUUCUAGGUGGCACAGACCAGUGCCUGAUGCUGAAGUACGAGAGCCACCAAGGUGUUGGACGGAUCAGGCACAUCAGUUUGCGUGUGCUGUGGAUGCAACAGAAGGUCUAUGACCUAAGUACUUCACAGUACGUUGGCUCUGAAGUGAAUGAGAAGUUAGAACAAGAAACAAUGACAAGCAAGGGUAUCAAACUUUUCACACUUGCGGGAAUGAACAAUCAUGAUGCAAAGGCUUUUUUGAGGGUUAUGUUAAUCAGCGCCUUGAGCCUUACUCCUGCCACCGCUUCUCCAGCAGAAGAACCAAUGGUGGUGGAUGGAAGCUAUUUCGGCUUCUUCUUUGCGGUGAUCGUCACCAUUUUGUGCAUCACACUGGGAUACAUAGCUGUGCUCAGGAGAGAACUUCGAGAGCUGCGCGGAGAGAAGACUCAGUUUGAAUGGAAUGGCACUUUGACAAAGGUGCUGAAGCUUUUGAAAGGAGCGAAAACUGAGAGCAAACAGAAGGAGGCCAUCAAGGCCAAUGUUGAAGGUGCCGAAGAAGAAAAGGGAACAGACGAUGAAAGCGUUGGAGAGACACCACAAGAACGCUUCGAAAGAUACAGCCAGAGCACCAUGGACGAAGUAUCUGAUCCAGGACUUUGGCAACUUUGGCACCAUGGAACUCCCAGCGCUACUGAUGAGCCUUCUGCCCAUCGACAAUAUGCAGAUGGACACAUAGAACAGAUGAUGAAGGACACCAAUGACAUCUUGCGCAGACGUCUUCGAAGGUUGGAAGCUGAGUAUGAUGUAGCAUCAACUGCCAACGAUAUCGACCUGAUGCACCAGCUGGACUCCCAGAUCACCGAGUGCAAUGGCCUUAUGUAUAACCUGGGCUAG